CCUGACCGUAUUGCAUUAUACCAGUUACUACUUGUCUCGAGGUUAUAAUGAAUUGUUAUAAGGUGGUUGUUUAAGUGAAAUAAGAGAUCUAAUUAAAUCAUUAAUAAUAAGAAUGUUCGAGGGUGCUAUAGCAGCGUUUUUAAAUCGUUUUUUGGGUCGAUAUGUUGAGGACUUAGACACUGAACGAUUUAAUAUCGGUAUUUUUUCUGGCGACACAUGUCUAACUGAUCUUAAAUUAAAACCCGAAGCCUUGUAUCAACUUGGAUUGCCUAUAAGAGUAGAGGCUGGUUUAAUAGGAAAAAUCAUUUUGAAGAUACCAUGGACUGGAUUGCUUUCACAACCAGUUGUCAUACAUGUAGAGGAUAUAUUUAUAGUAGCUGUUCCUAUUCUAUAUGGUCAAUAUAAUAUGGAAUUACAAAAGAAAUUAUUAAGAGCCGAAAAAAAGAAAAUCUUAGAAGAUCUCGAGGAUGAUAAAGCAUUUACUGCUGGGUUGCCCUUAAAUUUUUUUGACGGCAUAGUGACAUCGAUUAUGAGAAAUUUUCAGAUUACAAUAAAUAACAUACAUAUUAGAUAUGAAGAAAAACUAUUCUCUAGUUCUUUAUCUGCUUGUGGUAUUUGUAUACAAAGUAUAUCUAUGACAACAACAAAUAAUAAAUGGAAACCAGGAAUAUACUCGACUAAUUCGCAAACCCUUUAUCAAUUGGUGCGAGCGGAGUCUCUUAGUAUUUAUAUGGAUCACGAUACAGAAUCAUCUCUACAAAAUUGUCCAUCUAAAUGGGAUUUUGCUAGUUUUCUCGCAUGGAAGGGAACAAUGCUUAAAUCACUUCAAACUUUUGGCAUGAGAAAUAAAGAAUUUCAAUUUUUGUUAAAGCCGUUUACAGCUAAGAUUAAAAUAAUUAUACAUAAGGGCAGCGAUGUUCAAACUUCACGGAUUUUAAUCGAUCUCGUUCUCCAAGACGUGGCAAUGCAAAUUUCAGAAAUGCAAUAUAUUACAUUUUGCCAUCUGUACGAUUCUUUACAAAGAGCAACUAUAAAUAGACCUCACAGAAAAUAUCGACCUCAGAAUAAAAUCCAUGAGAAUCCCUCGUCGUGGUGGAAAUAUGCGUAUAAUUCUGUUCUAGAUCAAUACGUUAAACCAUAUGUUUGGCAAAAUAUAGCGAAGCAUAGGAAAAAUUAUAAAAAAUAUAAAGAAAUGUAUAACCAAAUAUUAUUACAACCAAACGAUACAGAAUUGAAAUUAGAUAUGCAAAAGUUCGAGGAUAAUUUGACGAUUGUGAAUAUAGUGAUAGCGCGCGAACAUGCCAGGCAGGAAUUAAGAAAUAAAAAAAUAAAACAAUCUCACGAAUCGUCGAAAGAAGACGCAGCGAUCAAAGAUGAAGAAGUUGUGUCGUCAAAUGAAAAUAAGUCACAAGAUAAAGCGCAAUCCGUCGAUCAGGAUAAGAGAAGGACGUUCUACAAUUUAAUCGAUAACGGUCCAAAUGCAAAAAUAAACUUGGAGAAAUUGUCAAGGCCAAUUGAUUACAAAUACAAUUUUACUUUGGCCAAUUUUUCAUUGAGCUUACUGAGCAAAAACAAGGAAGUACUUGUAGCUACUGUCACGCAAUUUCUAACAAGUGUUGAGACAGCACCAAAACUAUCGGCGUUUAAAGUUUCUGCCAGAGCAGAAAGUUGUGUAAUCGAAGGAGUUUCGCAGGAGGGUGAUCUAGUUCCUUUAACCAUCGUUGAUAAUGUUUUAACAGGAAAUGUGUCGACCAAUUUUUUGGCUUUAGAUUUUGAAAAAAAAAGAAAAGACAUAGAUCCCAGUUUUGAUCUAUCGAUCAAAUUAGAAACUAUCGAAGUUAUUUAUCAUCAUUAUGCAGUGAUGGAAAUUAUUAAUUUUUUUAAAUUAGGCAAUCCUUAUAUCGAAAAUACUCUUUCUUGGUCAUACAAACUAUGUAAUAAUGGUGUUAAGAAAUUUCUCAGUUUCAUAGAUAGCAUUACAUCGCAAGAAUUUCGAAUAACUAUCAAAAUUGAUAUCGGUGGGCCCUAUAUUGUAUUUCCCGAACACGGAUCUAUACAAAGAGAAGGACAUUUAAUGAUUUUGGAUUUCGGUGAUAUAUCGUUGGUAAACGAAUUGCAAGCAACUAAUUUGCAAUUAGAAGAUGCUACGCUUAUGGAAUUAGACGUGUCACUUUAUGACAGACUUCAUAUUGAAUUUAAAGGAGGACAAAUUCUUUGUUGUCAUUCAGGAGACGAUUGGCGGGCUGCUAGAAAACAAGAAGAUUCAGAAUAUCACUUCGUAUCUAAAAUGGAAGCAAAAACUACUAUUUCGUAUAGUAUCAAACCUGAAUAUCGUCAAUUACCAAGAGCGAAACUCAACGUAACUGUACAACGCUUGAAAAUCAACGUAUCGGAAAAUAAAAUACAAUUGAUAACGUAUUUUUUAAAUACUUUAUCUAUAUUUUGUUGGAAUUAUACUAAGAAAUAUCAGACGUUUAUGGAACAAAUAAGUCCUAAGACAAAAAGUAAUAUAUUUGUUUUAUCGUUAAAAAAACUCAAGCGAAUACAGAAUAGUAUAUGUCUACCGACUGUUACCAAAGCACAAAAAAAGUUUGAUCGUGUUAUGCAAGAACUUUUGAUUAAUAACGUACCAAGGCUUGAUAGAAGCGUCGUAUCUUCGGAAAUCAGUGAAGAAGAUUUGGAAUUAUUAUCUAAAGCUAUUAAUUUGUACGGUUUUGAUGAAAACGUGUCUCCGUAUAAUCAUAUGAAUUUUCUCAUAAGAUUUGCCAUUGGAGAACUUUCCAUUCAUGUGGGAUAUAUGAAUGAAACUAGAGAAGAACCGUAUUUAAAUUUAAGAUUACGUAAAGUAUCAACUGAAAUUGGUAUAAUGGAGUAUGGAUUUGCAAUUCAAUUUAUGAUAGAUUCUAUAAUUUUGCUCGAUCAAACAAAUGCGGAUAUUACUGGAUCGUAUUUGGAAUUUAUAUCAACAGGCAAAUGUGAACAAGUUUUUGAUUUAUCAUAUCGCAAGGUCAGAUCAGAUUGUCCAGAUUUUAAAGGGGUUUUUAAAAAUAUUGAAAGAUUGUUGCUUAUAAAGCUUUUGAACACGAACAUUAUUCUUCAUAGACCUGCGUUGUUGAAAGUAAAAAAAUUUUGGAAGAAUAUUAAUCAAAUAUUUUGCGGAACUCUUUUAUUCGAGUGUAUGAAGAAACUAUGUUUAGAAAUUAUUGAAUGGGAAAAGAACGAUCACGAUCCACCCAUUCCUCCAGGUGCAAUUAAGCUCAAUUACUCGGCAAGAAUUGGUACAUUAACCGUUCGACUAUGCGACAAGGACACAGAUUUAAUGAAAAUUGAGAUAUUAGGUAUUGAAAAUGAUUGUAUCUACAUUGCCAAUGAAAGAAUGGUCUUUCGUGUUUAUCUAAGAAAUCUACUCGUCGAAGAUUUGAACGAAGAAACGCUCUAUGCUAAAAUAUUAACAACCGAUGAAGAUAAAGUUUUAGAUUUGAAAUAUGUGAGGCACACUCCGAAGUUGUACGUAUGUUCUGACAUUGAUACGAAUCAGGACGAUGUUAUGUCACAUGGAACAUUUAAAUUAUCUAUCGGACGAAUUAAUUGCGUGUUGAUUACAAAGAUACUACAAGACUUACACUACUUCUUAGUGCCAUUUGCUUCAUCCUUUUUGACGCAAUUAAUGAUAUACUUGAAAAAAAAAUGUAUAGCCUAUGUUGAAGAAUUUAAAAGGAAUGCUAUUAAAUUGCAUAUUUUUAUUGACAUACAAGGACCUACAUUUCUUCUACCGCAAAAAAAAGACAUCGCAAAUCUGAUAGUUUUUGAUACAGGUAUACUAUCCGUUGAAAAUUUUUUCAAAAAAGUUGAUCUAACGACUCAAACAGUUAAAAAUCAUUCCAUUGAUGGGAAUCACAUAAUAAUGGAUAAUAUUCUAUUAAAAUUGAAAUCGAUGACUUUGUCUAGAGCUAUUAUGACAUUAAGCAGAGAUUUAGAAGUUCAAGAACCUAUUAUUGAACCUGUUUAUAUUCAUUUUGAUAUAAAAAGAAAAACAGAAUAUCAUACUAUAAUGGAAUAUGAAACAUUUGGACUCUUUAAAAUGCAUGGAUCUAUAGAUUUUGUAUGCAUAAAUCUUAGUCAAAGAGAUUUACAAUCCAUAAUGUCCGUAUGGAAAGAAAACAUAUCCAAAGUAAUUUUAUCUCAAAGAAAAUGUGAAAAUAAAAGAUUUUUCAUGGUAGACAAAUCCUCGGAGAGCGUUAAUACCGAAAAUGCGAUGGUUAAAAAAUUAGAAGUUUUUCUGGCUCAGAAUGAAGCCAAUUUAUGCGAAAUAAAUAUAAAUCUGACUUUGGACGGAAUACAAUUAAAUUUAUUUUUAGAUUCGGACGAAGUGUUGAGUUCACCUGUACGAGAUUUAAACCAUGGUUUAUGUAAAUUAAAUUUUGGAGAAAUAAUCAAUACAUUUGAUUUUUAUAGCGAUAAUAGUUUACAGAUGAAAUUCUCUCUGCAAAGCAUCAUUUUACAAGAUACGCGUAAAGAUUCUUUCAUUAUUAAAAAAAUUAUUCAAUCCCCAGCUAAAUUAAUAGGAUUAAAUGUUGAUUCGUGCAUUUCUGUUUCGUUAUCGCCAAUAGUUGAUAUAACGUAUAAUCAAGCACCAACGGGUGAUAAAUGUUUGAAUAUUCUUAUUCAAGAAACAAGAAUUAAUUUGUCAAUAUCAUUCUUAUUUCAUCUUGUACGAUAUUUUCUGGAUGCCUUACCGCAUGACCAAAUUGAAGGAGGCAUUAUCAAUCAUGGAUAUGAAAACAAUAGUAGCACAUAUAUCAAUGAUAUUACAACAGGAUCUAAUAAUGUAAAUUAUGAGCUAUAUUGCAAGGAACAACCAGAUGUUGCAGUAUCCGUACGAAUACAAAAGCCAGAAAUUUUACUAUUUGGGGAUUUGAAGUCAAAUAAUACGCAUAUAAUAUUAUUUCAAGCAGAAAUAAUAAUAGAGAGUAGUAGCCAUAAUUGUCUUUCUUCAAUAGUUUGUACAAUUACGAAUAUUCGUGCUAAAAGUACAAGUCAAGGAACAUAUCUUCGUCAAUCGCCACAUUGGUUGCUUCGUCCAUGUGAUGUUGAAAUUUGCAAAAAAGAAGAAUUGCUAAAUCAUACUAUGGACCUUGUAAUCUCUGUAAGUCCUGUUUAUAUUCACCUUUCUCCUGGAAUCAUGCAUACUUUUGUAGACAUAACCAAUGAAGCUUUGGGUUUUAUAACAAAUAUUGGCUUAAAAUUUGAAGAUAGAACUACUGGAAAUGAUUUAAAUCAACAUACUGAUUUAUGGUCACCCAAAAAUAUAUCUAGUAUACCUUACAAAAAAGUUGAAAAUGAAUUAUUGGGAAAUAUAGAACUGCUACACGAAUAUAACAAUCAAGAUAUAACUUUUUGUUUAAAGCCAAUACCGGUAUAUAUAUUAAUAGAAAUGGAAACGAGUAAAGAAAAAGUUCCUAUGGUACGAAUAGAAACUGUUAUUGACAUUAACAUCGAUUGCUCCAAAAAUUUUCAUUUAGAAUCUAAAUUAAACGUUCACGCGUUUUGUUACGACAUCGAUCAUAAAGUUUGGGAACCAUUUAUUGAACUAUGUACCAAAGAUGGUAUUAAGUAUAAUCCCUGGAUAUUGACUAUAAAAAUGUAUAACGGAGAAUCAUGCAUUAUUGAUUCUAAUUGGACAGAUCCAUGGCAGCGUACAAAUGAAGAUACAAUAAAAAAGAAAAAAAAUAUAAAUAAUAAUGAAGAGGACUCUAUGGAUAUGGUGUUUAUCAACCCGGAGCAUACAGUCUCUUUACAAAUGAAUGGAAUGAAAAUAUUUCCUGGAUAUGACGAAGACUCCGACACGGAUGACGAUGAAAAUGGAAAAAAAUUAACCAAAUCUACAAACUAUUUAUUCAGUAACGAAAGUAGCGAAGAUGAAGAUAGUGAUUCAAUUGAUUCGAGUACGAAUGAAGACGACGGCUUAGAUCUACCAUCGACCAGUAACGUUGAAUCAUCAAGUCCUGUUAACGAUGCACAGAUCAAAAUGGGACAAACAACAGCAACGUAUAUCAUAAUAUCUACUGAAGAUGUUAUUAAUUUUACGAUUACACCGAGUAAUCUUGCAAUUAUGAAUAUGAUUAUAGAUGCAUUUGUAGAGGUGAAGAAUGGUAUGCCUAUAAUACCUACAAAUAUAAGUGAAAUAAAUUUGCAAAAUAAUAUUGGUCAUGCUAGUAGAGUAGAACUGCUUGUUCAAGAACAGGUCGAUGGAAAAAUGACUACACGAAUUCUUACCGCAAGAAACUAUCAUUGUGAUGACUCUCCCCCAAGUACACCAAACACACCUGAUGCUGAGAAUAUGUCGCGUAGCACGAGCCCGCAAUGGAUUACCAAUGAAAACGGGUUAAUUGAUUUUGAAGAUAAUCCAUUGAAUUAUCCUCUUUUCACGCAAAAUAUUAUUUAUAACGAAUCUCCUAUUUGUUUAUAUAAAAUGAUCACUGGCGAAGUAUUGCAUAUUAUUAUCGAAGGUUUUAAAGAUAUUUCAAUAUAUUGCCCGAAAAGACAAGGUUGUAAAUUCAUUCCACUUCGACCAGUCAAACAAAACGUGGAGUAUUAUUUAAUUGUAGAUACGACUAUUGAUAAAAAUUUACAACGUACCAUUUCGAUUAGAUCACCUCUCCAGAUUAGAAAUGAAACGUCAUAUGCUUUAGCUCUUUAUUAUAAAAAACAAUUGGCAGAAACAUUACAAUUAGCGGAUAUUGGAGAAGCUAUAAAUCCUUUCGACGACAAUAUAAGAAUGGGGAUUAUUGAACCUGACUGUAUUUACAAUGUUCCGCUUUAUAUUGCAUACCAUUUUCCUAUUUAUGUAGAACCAGCAUAUUUGGAAAAUUAUCAGAUUAGCGAGGAAGGUAUUUUUUGGAAGGAACUAAAUAUAAUAACUGAUACUAGCAAAGAUGUGUUUUGUAAAUUAAAGAAUAAUGAAAAUCAAAGUGUAUUUUGCAUAAAAGUAGUGGGUACCGAAUUUCCAAUGGCAAUACCACAAGACUGCAGAGUACCAAAUUAUUUAAUAAAUAUUAUUCCACCUCUUAUACUCAAUAACCAGUUACCUUUUGUUAUUGAUAUUGGAAUACCUUCUAUAAAUUAUGAAGUAAAAAUUGAACCAGGUGAUAAAGUGAAUGUGCACUCGUUGAUGUGUACAGGUGAUAUACAAUUCCAUUUUAAGAUUCAAAAUUAUUUGGGUGCUCAAUGGAGUGGAACUAUAAAAGUCAAUAUGAAUUUGGAGAGAAAAUUUGUAUUAAUGAGUACGGACAAUGAAUCGUAUUUAGGAAAACCAUUUAUAAUACAUGUUGAACUGUGUAAAAGUAAAAGCUGGUAUAUUAUCAUUCAUGCUCAAUAUUGGAUAGUUAAUAAAACUGGUUUACCAUUAUUCAUACAGGAAUGUCAUUUAAAUUUAUCCUACGAGAUUCCAGAAGAAGAAUUAUUAGUUUUGUCGCAAAAAAAUAAUAAAAAAGAUACUAUUAGAUUAAGAGCGCAUCAAUCUGAAUGGUCCCUGCCAUUUAUUUUAAACGGAAUUAAUUCUAUGUCUCUAAUUGUUUGCAAGGAUAUCGAACGUGGAAGAAAAUAUCGAAUAUUAGCGGAGAUAGAUAACUCACGUUUAUCUCCGUUGUUCACCAAAAUUAUUAUCUUCUUACCAUAUUUUUUUGUUCAUAAUAAAACAAAAAAGGCCCUAAGAUUUAUGGAAGAAAAUGAUAAUGCUGAUUUAUGGAAUGAUUUGUUACCAGGACAAGAGAUACCAUUUUGGCCGGUUACAGAAUCUUUACAAAUGAGAGUUAAAUGGAAACAUAGUCAGUUAGAUUCACAGCAUUUUAAUAUUACACAAACUGGUAAAACUGUAUUAAGAAUGGAUAAUGGUUCAGCUCUAUGCAUAGAAAUCGAAGGUGGUGCAAAUACUCCAUAUUACAUUGUAUUUCGAAAAUAUAUGAUUGGAGAUGUACCAGUAAGGGUAGAUAAUCUUUGUAGCGAACUAUUUCUAAAAAUCAAUCAAAUAAAUUCUGGACAAGUGACCUUGUUAAAUCCAUUUCAAAGUAUACUCUAUACUUGGGAUGAUCCGAGUAUGCCAAGAGAACUAAUGUGGAAUAUUUACAAUAAUAAAAAAUCUAGCUAUAAAGCUCGAUUUGAUACCGAUGGUUUCGAACAAGAAGUUGUACCUUUUAUUACCGUCGAAUGCAGAGACGGUUGCACUGUAUCUACUGCUAAGUCCCUCUUACAUACAAGAUUGUCCUAUUCGCAAGAGAAAAUAAAUAUUAGUACCAAUGAUAAUAAAAAUGAUAAUUCUGAAACAGAACAAUCUAGACUAGGGCAAGUCCGAAAAGAUAAGAUUACUAUUUAUUGGGUAAGCUAUAUGGAAGGGACGCAACGUAUCUUAUUGUUCACUGAAGAUGAAAAUAUAUUUUUAAAAGCACGGAGUAUUAUUGAACCAGAAAUUAGUAAACGAGAAAUAUUUCUAUCGGUCGCAGGCGUCGGAGUUAGCGUUAUUUUAAAAUGCAAUGAGAAAAGUAAAGAAUUUCUAUAUGGAAGUAUAAGCGAUUCUUCCGCGUGUUGGGAACUUUGCUUUGGAAAAAAGUGGAAAACAUUAUCGCUUGAAUUAAGUGCUUGGCUGGAAAAUAAAUAUAUAAAUUCCUUCAAAAGAACACAAUUGGAUAACUUUAUUGACGUUGAUCUUGAAAAAAUGCAUAUGACAAAACCAUUUUUUGGAAAAUUACGCAGAACAUAUUCACCCGGAAUUUGGAUACAUUGCAGACAAUCGAUAACAAUGACGUAUAUGCAAAGUUACAUUCAUCGAAUACAGAUAGAUAAUCAACUCAAUAAUGUCACUUUCCCUGUUAUUCUACACUGCAACUUAGAAAAAAGUAUGACUAAUUUUAUGGGCAAUCAUAAAUCGAAGCAUUGUUUAGAAUUUAUUUUGUUAAAACAGAAAAAGCUACAUAAAACAAUUUAUAAGGGUAUAAGCGUCAUAUUGAGAAUAUUUAAUAUUAAUCUUCAAGAAGAAGUCGCUUUGUCCUUAGUUAAUUUAAUUCCAAAAACAACUGAAACUAAGUAUUCCAUAGCAGCAAAACUUAGAAAAGAUGUUUCCAAUGUCCACAUACAUACUCAUCACAAAAAUAUUGACACUUUACGGCGUAACAAAACCGCUAUAAUUGAAUAUAUGUAUAUCUCUCCGAUCGUAAUAUCUUUAAAAUUAUUAGCUAAUACAGAGGGACCUAAAAUAUAUAAUUCUAGUGACCUGACAGAUUAUCAUAAUAUUAUUAAAUAUAUUUUCGAAUAUGCAGAAAAUGGAUCUUUCGAAAAACAUGCUGAAUUUAAAUUCCCAUGUUAUGAGAAAUAUUUUACUACAACCAGUAUUAAACACUUACUAUUGGAAAUAUCACGAAAUUAUACGGUUCAAUUUAUGCAACAAUAUCAAGUUUUGAUCCAUUCUAUUACUGUGCUAGGAAAUCAAUAUGGUUACAAUUUUAGAUCUCCAAAUAGUAAUUUUUAUGAUCCAGAUUCGAUAUUAAUAUGCGGAGAAGAAAUUUCCGUAAAAUUGUCUCAUGACAUUGCAUGUCUUUUGGGACACGCUACUGCUGAUAGUGUGAUUCCAUCGUUUAUUAACUUAAACAAUUGUGAAUCACAUAAUCAACGUUCUAAGGAAAAAGAAUUAUAUUUUCAUAGUAUUGACAUAUCCCCAGCCAAGUUCUUGAUAAAUAAUUUUUUCUCUACCGACAUUGAAUUAGAACUUUCCGGCUUAAUUUCUUUAUCAACAAAUAAUCUUCAACGAGAAGAAUUAAAAUACUACUUAAGAACAUUGGGAAAAAAACUUUCUGCCUUCUUUAAAAUAGAAAAUGCAUCAUCCGCAGAAACUUGUCCUAAAAUAAUAGAGAACAUAAUCAAAAGGAUACAGGAAAUGGGAUGUAAAUUCAUUUCUCGAAUUCGUUUACCACGAUUCAUCAGCCCUUACAUGGGCGUCGAGUUAUAUUCAACGCACAAAGCUAAAGGAAUGCAUCUGUUAGAGCUAAUAAAUAAAGAUUAUCAUAGACGAAUGGAUGAUACUUAUUGGGCACAUAGUAUACUUUCUAACGAUGGAAAACAAAUAGCUCUUAUAUCUUUACAACGAGUUUACCUGGUAGAAAAAGCGGCUGCGUGGGGAUUGUGGAAUAUCAAAUGGUCCAUCGACAUUAAGCAAUUAUCUCCGCCAACUGUUGUCGUGGAUAAACUUGUUUUACACGUAAAUAAGAACGAGCAAGCAUCAACAGCCGUUGUAGACUGGUAUUUGGAAAGCAAGGAAUUGGAGGUCCUAGAAUGGCUGUGUCGCAAAAUAAAUACUGCAAUAACUUUAAAUAUGGAGAGCAGUAUUUGUUCCAAACAAGAUGUAUAAUAUAUGAAAGUUGACUAUAAAAGAAAAAAUUAAUGUAUAUUUACAUUAGUUCGGCAUAAUAAAUUCUACCAUGAAUGCAA
This is a messenger RNA of Polistes canadensis, 10476 nucleotides long. RefSeq names its product vacuolar protein sorting-associated protein 13C-like. The transcript has 52 exons. NCBI's taxonomy places the organism in Eukaryota, Metazoa, Arthropoda, Insecta, Hymenoptera, Vespidae. Gene Ontology annotation, cellular component: extrinsic component of membrane. Bases 113 to 10396 code for a protein of 3427 amino acids. The record is from RefSeq and is a predicted model, not a curated record. Gene Ontology annotation, biological process: protein retention in Golgi apparatus; protein targeting to vacuole.